AUGAAGUUCACCACUUUCACCUCUUACCUCCUGCUGGCCGGUGCCGCCGUUGCCAUGCCCCAGGAUAACGGCAACGCCGCCGGCUCCGCUGCCACCGACAUCUCCAAUGCUGCCUCCACCGCUGGCGGUGCCGUCGCUAGUGCCCUGAGCACCGCCGCCAGCGCUGCUUCCACCGCCGCCAGCGCUGCUUCCACCGCCGCCAGCGCUGCUGCUUCUUCUGCCUCGGCCAGCAAGUCCAGCGCCACCGAGUCCUCCUCCAGCGCUACCACCCACACCUCCACUUACACCACUGCUGUCACCACCACCAACUCCAACGGCCAGACUACCACCAUGAGCUCCACUGGCACCGCUACCUCCACCGGCGGCGCCGUCGCUGCCACCGGUCUCGGCAACGCUGCCAUGGUUGGUGUUGCUGGUGUGCUCGGCGUCAUGGCCGCUCUCUAG
Penicillium diatomitis is the source of this 444-nucleotide messenger RNA. Its product is annotated as putative GPI anchored protein. The coding region runs from base 1 to 444 and encodes 147 amino acids. Lineage: Eukaryota; Fungi; Ascomycota; Eurotiomycetes; Eurotiales; Aspergillaceae. The transcript has a single exon. The record is from RefSeq and is a predicted model, not a curated record.